Molecule: messenger RNA, 3189 nt
Organism: Nicrophorus vespilloides
Lineage: Eukaryota; Metazoa; Arthropoda; Insecta; Coleoptera; Silphidae
Gene: ADD1
Product: arrestin domain-containing protein F
Exons: 7
Coding region: 317-2917 (866 amino acids)
Source: RefSeq, a predicted model, not a curated record
AAUUUAGUAAUUAAGUGAAUAAAACUAGGGGAAACAAUUCCUAUAAGAUAAGCUGUUGGUAGAGAAUAAUUUAAGUAUCAUGUGCUAAAGGAACAAAAUAUACCUUAAUUUCUGGUUAAAAGUGUAUAAGAAAAGUAUUUGAGGUUAUGUGAUGUGUUCAGUAUAAACAAAAGUAUUAUUGUGCCCGCGUAAAUCAAGAAGGUUUUCUAGGGGGCUGUUUCUCCUGUUAUUUUCAAAUGUUUUAUAAUAAAUAACCUAAAAGGAAGUUGUUUAGAGUUUUGGAGACAAUUCAAAAUUUUGAAAGCAACAAGCAAUCAUGGAUAUCAUGGAGCAGUUGUUAUGCCCACAGAUAUCUAUGGAUGUAGAUGAUACACCAUUGGAUCUUGGACAUUCAAGCUGCAGCAAUGAUGAUGGAAAGAGUGUUCAUGACUUAAAUGAAGAUUUAACAGAAGAUGAAAAAAUCAAAUUAUUACUGCAGAAUGAUGACUUUGAUGUAUCUCAAAUACCACAAACUCUCACAGAUCAUGAAGAGUCUUUGAAGAAAACAUUAUUUAAUGUUGGACCUGCAGUUCAGUUUAUGAAAUUGCAUUGUACCUCAUGUAACAUACAUUUGGGUUCAGCUCCUAUCAAUCAAUUUAAUAGGUUUAUACAUCCCCUUUUACAUGUCCUGCUUUGUAAAGGUUGUUAUGAUUUUUAUACAAGUGGGGAUUUUGAGAAGGAUGAAGAUGGGAGUGAAUUAUAUUGCCGUUGGUGUGGUCAAGGUGGCAAAGUUAUGUGCUGCUCAGAUUGUGCUUUUGUGUUUUGUCAGAAAUGUGUACGUGGAAAUUUGGGAAAAAAGACACUAGACUCUAUUAGAGACAGUGAUGACUGGAAAUGUUUUGUGUGCAAUCCAAAACAGUUAAUCAAUUUAAAAUUGAUAUGCAAUUCUUUGUACCAUUAUAUCAAAGAUAAAAUUAAGAUUGUUAAACAAGGAGGCUCUGUAGAUGAAUUAAAGAGAGACUGUACUUUAUGCUGUAAUAAACCUGUAAGUAAAGGUCCAAUUAAAAGGAAAAGGAAUAAUAGUGAAACGGAUGUUACUUUUGAUAUAAAUCUUGAACAAAACAAGAAAUUGAAAGCGAAACAAGUGCGUAAUCCCGUGUCUGCUCCAUGGCGAAUGAUUGCUCCAGCUUUGGUACCGAUAAAAAAUCAAUUGAAACCUAAUCUGAAUAUUCCGGUUAAAAAUACACAGAACGUUGUAAGAAGUCCGGCUGCUAACAAUGCUGCGGUGCUCGUAAUGCAGAAUAAGAAGCAAAUCUCAAUAAAGAAACCAUUAACUAUCAAUGCGGUGAGUGGAAACUCAUUACGCAUAGCGCUUCCAAAGCAGUUAUCAUUACCAGUGACUCGCACCAUACGACAAGUUGGGCCUCGAACUUCUCAUGUCUACAAUUUUCACCCGACAUCAAAAGUGGACAAACAACAGCCAUGGUUUGAGAAAGCCACUAAACUGGUUGGAAAUAUUACGGAGAAGUUAUCGUGCCAAAUAUCUUUAUUGUCUAGUGAGCAAAAAAGUGCUGGAACUGUAGAAAAAUUAGCAGUUGUGCAUAACAAAUUGCAAGAAUUGCUCAGUACUUCCGUUAAUUCCUUAAUUCAAGUCAGGAAAAAUUUACGAAAUGAGUUCAUGGAUGAUUUGAAAAAGACGAAGCCUAAUACUACUCUCAAAGCAAAUCAAAAUGAAAUUAUUUUAUUCAAUGAUCAGCGUAAUUUACAUGUAACUAAUAACUCAUUAAGAGUACGACCUCCUGCUUCACUAAUGAAAAUCUACAGAAAUAACAAGAUUGUUAAGGAAGUAAAACAAGUUGAAGAAAAAGUAAUAGUGGAAGAAGAUGACGACGAUGACGAUGUUAAGUUGAUUGAGGAAGAAAUUGAAACUGUAGAAAUUCUUGACGAGGAUGAUGACAUUGAACCAAUUAAGCCCCCAGACACGAUCGAAAUCCCUAUACAGGACAACCUAAUAAUAGAUGCGGAGAAUAAUGUAGAACUGAUUGAGCAAGUAGAAAUUCCUGUAGUCAGAGAAGACGAUAUACAAGAAGGUACGGAUAAAGUCGUGGAGAAUGAAAACAAUUCAGAAGAACAUAUUGAAAAAGAUUCAGAAGUACAAUCUGAAAAAGAAACUCCUAAUAGUGAUACAGAAAAAAAUACACAGAAUGAAGAAUUACCGAUUGGCGUUGAAAAUGGCGAGAAUACAAAUAAAAGUAAUGAAAAUAGUUUAAUAGAAUCUGUAGAUGAACCUGAAACAGUUCAUUUGAAAAUGUUAAAUGGAAGUAAAGAAGAAGGUGAAGAAGUAAGCAAUGUUAGUUCAAUAUCGAAACUUGCUAAGAGAACAGAUUUAAGUGAAAAGGAAAUCAAGAGAGCUAUGAGCGUUAAAGUGAUUCUUUCUCAAUCUGUGCGAGCUGAUUUGGAAAAUAAUGUUGAAGAUUCGUGCGAGAAUGGAACUAGGGAAUGUUUAAAAAAUCUGUCGCAGGCGACAGAAAAAGAAGACUGCAAUGAAUCUUCGCAAAAAUAUUGUCAGAAUAAUGAAUUAAUACCGGGAGAUAACCAGGCGGUCUGUGAGACAAAUGUAAAUGGUCGUAAAAUACAUACAGAGACAAGCGACGAUACGAUGUCUUCAAUUGAUGAAUGCUGUAAAGAAAAUUUACAAAAUCGUAUAGACGAGAAUAACAAAGAGGUACAACAAAACGCGUCAAGUUCGAUAAGCAAGGAAUCUGAUGCAGAUUUUUUAAAAGAUAAUGCAAGUGUUGGAACGGAAAAUUUGUCAACAGAAAGUCGCGAAGAAGAUAAAAAUUGUAAAAAUGGUUUAUGCAAUAACGUAGAAAGCGAAAUUUCACUUGAAGCACACUGUACUACUGAAUCUGCAAUCGAGGUUAUAGCAACGACGUAAUUCCUGUUAGAUUGAUAUAAAUAUUUGCAUAUAUGUAUAUGUUUGUAAUUGUGAUGAUUCGAUCAUUCAUAACAAAUAGUAUAUAUUGUGAUACAUGAAAUGUAAUUUUUAUAUCACAGUAUCUAAAUACGUUAGUAACCCUGUUCAUAUACAUAUAGGCAGAUUCAUCAACAACAUUAUCAAGUUGUGCUGAUAUUGAUGAUGAAAUAUUCAUAAAAAAUGCGUUUGUUGUUGUUUGGGUAUAUUAUUUUUGAUUUUAUAUUAAAAGCAAA